AUGCAAACAAGAAAGAAAUGUGCUGCAAAAAAUACUGCAAUAGAGGAUGCUGGAUCUAAACCAUCUAGACAACAGAAAAAGACGACUGUUUCUGCAGAGAAAAAGGUCACAGAGCUGAUCACAUCUUCGGCGAGGAAGCAGAGACCAGGUACUCAUAUAUAAACGUGUUACUUUUCCGUUUCAUCAUUUUGGGGGGAACAAAGGCCCAAAAAACUUUUUUUCUCGUUUCAUUUUCAUUGUCAAACGUCACUUUUCGUAUCUGUAUGGUUUGCUUUGCGUCAAUGGGUUUUUUUAAUACUGUUACUAUCAUUUGCACCGAUUUUUUCUGUACUUAUUACUCUAAAUUUGUAAUUUUUAUUGUUCAUUUCUCAUACAGAAUUCUUCAGUAUUUUCUAUUCUGUUUACACUUUUGAAUUCAUUUCUUCGCGUUAUUCGUUUCUAAUAAAUGCUACCUAUCUUUGUUGUCUGAUGGAACUAAUCCUUCACCUUUGCAACCAUGACAGGUUUUCUUUCAAAGAAGACAAGUAGGGAUGAACCAGAUGAGAACAACACAAACACUGGUUCCUUACCAAUGAAAGAAGAAUCUCAGGGUCAUUUACCCUGCGAUGGCUCUAUUGACACCAAGGUGAUAAAUUGUGAUGAAAGAAAUUGUCUUCAUGACCUUCAUUCUGCAUCUCAUUUUGGAAAACAUUGUCUGGUAGUGCCCAUAUUAUGUGAAAGCUGCUGCUAAUGUUGGUUCUGAAUCAUGCUAUUAUUUCCAAUAUAACUGCAAUUCUCUAUGGAAGUGGUUUCCAUGUCCCCUAGAAUGUUACAUCAUAAUCCAAUAGAAUCCCAUUAUUUUGGUACAUUUUCUUCAUACUUCCUCUGAUUAGUGCUUCAGCAAGCCACUAGAUUAUUAUCGUUGAUAACUUGAUUAAUUCUCUCCUCUUUCCAGAUCAUUGUAGCUACCCUAAAGCUGUAUAUUUGACGUUCGCUUACAUUAGUUUGCUAGUCUCUAGAAUCCAGUUUCUGAGGGCAAUUAUGUUUAUGCCCAUCAUAGAAUGCAGUUCGUUUUUAGCGCAAGUUAUAAGUGACUGCUAUUUUAAAUGUUAUUUUCUGCCAUUAUAAUCUCUAUGGUAUGGCUAUCGCAGAACGGUGUGUAGUUCUUGGACUAUGGCGUAGGUAACACCUGUUGUUCAUGUUAAAGGGUGAGUACCUGGGGAUUAACUGAGACAACCAUCUCUUACCACAUUGUUUGACUAGUUUGCUUCUGGACUCUAGAAGCAAACUAGUCCGAAUGGGUGAUUUCGAUUGUGAAUCCCUCAUAUAUCAAAUAUUGGAUCGGACAUGUAUAUGGUCAGAAUGGGUGUUUGUGUGAUACCAAGCUCAUGUGAAUUUACCCUCGUGCAUGUGAUUAUCUCAUUUCCUUCAAUUAGUUAGUUUACUUCAAAUUUUGCAGAGAUUUGGUGAGAGUGACUCCCAGUGCGUCCUGGACACCUUAUUUUCUCCAAAAUAUCAUUUACCUCAUGAUUUCUGUGGUGGAAUAUCUGACAAAGGUAUGCUAAUACUUGCCAUUUUAAUUUUUUCAAGGAAUUUUGUGAAUCUAGUAUUUACUGCAUUAUGCUACACGAGGAAACAAUAUCCUAUAAAAAAAGAAAUCUUCUGUUUGCUGUCUAGUUCUUGUCAUAAUGCAUUCGGCUCGAUUUUCUUUGUAUUUUCCUCUUAAAAUGAUCCAUUUGAGUGUGAUUUAUUCGGUGCAAAGUGUUGUGUUCAUCUUUCCUCUUUAUUCUUACAGCACAUUUCAUGGAUUUCGCCGACAAGGACGAUCAGAUGGACUGUGGAGACCAUUCGUUGGAUGAACCAAGAGCUGAGCUAUGGAAUGGUCGAUUAUCAUCAGGAAAACUGGAUAAUGUUUCGAGAGGAGGUACUGUGGAGGCGCUGCCAAUGUACAUCGAAGAUAAGACUUUGGGCACCCUGUCUCCUGAAGUUUCAGCGAUUUAUCUUGCAAUGCAGCACUCCAAAUUGGAGUGCCUCGAUGAACCUUCGCAUGAUCCAAUGGCCACCGAUGGCAUGGACUCUGAUGAAUUGGACGAAUUCGACGAUUUUAAUCCCUAUGCGUUCAUCAAGAAUCUGCCCGAUUUGUCGGCCAUCGUCCCCACUUUCCGCCCCAUGCUCCUCCCUAAACAAACUCGGAGUUGCCCCUCGACCACCCUUGUUUUGGAUCUGGACGGUAAGAAGCCCCCACCAGCUCUCUGAAGGAUUUUAUGCUUUCAUCUUCUGUCGUUUGAUCUUUUGUUCUAUCUGAUUGGGCAGAAACCUUGGUGCACUCCUCGCUCGAACCCUGCGACGACGCGGAUUUCACGUUCCCUGUGAAGUUCAACUUCAGAGAGCACACGAUCUACGUGCGCUGCCGCCCUCAUCUCAGGGAUUUCAUGGAGAGGGUGUCAACCCUUUUCGAGAUCAUCAUCUUCACGGCCAGCCAGAGCAUCUACGCCGAGCAGCUUCUCAAUGUCCUGGACCCGAAAAGAAAGCUCUUCCGCCACCGCGUCUACCGCGAGUCUUGCCUCUUCGUGGAGGGGAACUAUGUGAAGGACCUCUCUGUUCUUGGGCGUGAUCUGGCCCGAGUCAUCAUCGUCGACAACUCCCCACAGGUAGGUAGCAGGAGUCAUCCUCUCCCCCGUUCGCGUUCUUGAUUCCUGAUGAACCCACUGACAUUGUUUCGGUGCUAACACUCCCCAUUACUUUUCUUCCAGGCAUUUGGGUUUCAGGUGGACAACGGGAUCCCCAUCGAGAGCUGGUUCGACGACCGCUCCGACAAGGAGCUGCUCUCCCUGCUUCCAUUUCUGGAGAGCUUGGUGGGGGUGGAAGAUGUUCGACCCCUGAUAGCCAAUAAGUUCAAUCUUCGGCAGAAGAUAGCUGCUGCAAUCUAG
Molecule: messenger RNA, 2909 nt
Organism: Spirodela intermedia
Lineage: Eukaryota; Viridiplantae; Streptophyta; Magnoliopsida; Alismatales; Araceae
Source: the annotation of a GenBank genome assembly